This is a messenger RNA of Arxiozyma heterogenica, 888 nucleotides long. It is a transcript of the gene THP2, whose product is annotated as Thp2p. The record is from RefSeq and is a predicted model, not a curated record. The transcript has a single exon. The coding region runs from base 1 to 888 and encodes 295 amino acids. Gene Ontology annotation, cellular component: nucleoplasmic THO complex. Gene Ontology annotation, biological process: transcription elongation by RNA polymerase II; mRNA export from nucleus. NCBI's taxonomy places the organism in Eukaryota, Fungi, Ascomycota, Saccharomycetes, Saccharomycetales, Saccharomycetaceae.
AUGUCAGGUAUAGAAAACGGUGAUGAGUAUUUUGAUUCCUUAUGUGAAUUGGAUAAUUAUUCCCAAGCAAAUUUUGAAAAGUUACAGGAUGUUUUAAAAACAUUGUUGAAGCUAUUAAAACUUCAAUCAUCUACCAUUGAUACAUCGAUUACUACACGUAAUGUUGAAAAUGAAGAUACAACCAAUGCAAUUGAUGAUAAUAUUAUUAUUAAACUUCUUGAUACUCUUUCUAGAGACUUCGAUUUGUUGAUUGAGACAUCUAUAGCUUUAAAACAAGCUAAAUAUCAGGCUAGAGAAGCCCAGAUUCAGUGUGCAGAAGCCAUGGAGACUGAUAAUCAUACAAGACUGAAUAAGUCUCCAUUUGGUAAGGAUCUUACGGAAUGUGUGGAUGUCUUAGAAUGUAUCCAAAGAGAUUCAUUGAGAUAUACUAAUUUAAUAGACAGGAUGUCAGUUGACCUAGUGAAACAGGUAGAAGUUUCAGACCCUAAUGUAUCCAGAGUGGACAUGGAAAGUUGGAAACCAUCUAAAGAAUUGCAAGAGAUCUUAGAUCAAUAUUCUAAUACAGAUAGAGAUUUAUCUAAGAUAGAUGAUGAUUUGAAAGAUUAUUUGGAUCAAAUCAAGUUAUCUAGAGCUAAAUAUACGCUUGAGAAUAAAUAUCAAUUACAAACAAAGUUGAAUGAAUUAAAUAAUGAAAUUAAUCAAUGGAGAAAAGAAUGUAAUAACAUGGAAUCUUUGAUGUUUGGUGAUGAUCCAAGAUCCAUGAAAAGUAUGUUAAGGACAAUUGGAUCUUUAAAACAAAGAUUGAUUGAUGAGAGAGAACAGGACUGUGGUACAAAUAGUUCGGUUGACGAUGCUGGUGAGCAAAGAAAUAAGGAAGAAACUGUGUGA